Molecule: messenger RNA, 1324 nt
Organism: Drosophila arizonae
Lineage: Eukaryota; Metazoa; Arthropoda; Insecta; Diptera; Drosophilidae
Product: cytochrome P450 4p1-like
Molecular function (GO): iron ion binding; heme binding; oxidoreductase activity, acting on paired donors, with incorporation or reduction of molecular oxygen
Source: RefSeq, a predicted model, not a curated record
UAAAAAUAACGUGCUGCUUGGAAGUCUCAACAACAAUCUUAUCUUGUAUUUACGAGCAAGCACUUGAAAUUUAUAAACAACUUGAGGUCUUAUAUGCCAGUCGCUCUCGGGAAACAGACAAGACGAGUUCGCUUUGAUAUGGUCUAUCCCUUUAUUGUGAUUAUCACAGUGUUUGUACUGUUAUACUGGGUACUUAAGAUCAAUAAAGAAUAUUAUGUAUUGGCUUUUUUUGCGCGUCGAGCUCGAGCUACGGAUGGAAGAUUCGUGGAUAACAUUGCCCCUAUAUUGAAGGGCAAUACAAUCUUUGGGAACGUUUUCGAUCUAUGUGGAAAAGACGAUGCGGGAACUUUUAGGUAUUAUCGUGAUGCAGCUCUGGAAAUGGGCAAAAGCUAUUUGAUCUAUGCCUUCGGGUCACCCAUGUUCAAUAUUAUCGAUCCUGUGAAUGCGGAAUUUGUAUUGAGUAAUCCGACUCUCAUAACCAAGAGUAUAGAUUACGACUUCAUGCAGCCAGCCCUGCAUAAAGGAUUGCUGACCUCAACAGGCAAGAAAUGGCAUACGCGACGUAAGAUGAUAACUCCAACGUUCAAACAUAAUGUUUUAGUUCAGUUUGAGGAAAUCUUUAGGCGCUACGUUAACAAGAAGCGACGCUUUGCCAUGCUGGACACACUCAUAUGUGCAGAGAAGGACGGAUUGAUCGAUCAUGCGGGCAUUUGCGAGGAGGUUAACACACUUAUGUUCGGCGGCUUUGAUCCCUCGUCUAUCACCUUGAUGUUUACCAUUUUUAAUUUAUCCAUGUACGAAGAUAUGCAGGAGCUAUGCUAUCAAGAGAUUUUGGAACAUAUACAUGAUCCCAACAAUUUGGACAUUAAUCAGUUGUCAAAUCUUAAGUAUUUGGAGCGCUUCAUAAAGGAAACACUACGAAUAUUCCCACCUGUCCCUAUUAUAGGUCGCCAGACCUCAGAAGAAACUGUACUGCCAAAUGGGCUUAUUCUGCCUACCGGAUCACAGAUCAUUAUGCACGUCUUUGAUCUGCAUCGUAAUCCCAAGUACUGGGAUCAACCGGAUGUUUUUGAUCCUGAUCGUUUUCUACCACAGAACAGUGUAAAGCGACAUGCAUAUGCAUAUAUACCAUUUAGUAUGGGUCUGCGUAAUUGUCUAGCUCAACAAUACUUUAUGAUUCUAAUAAAAACGCUGCUGUGCUUUAUUUUGAAAAAAUUCAAGAUUUUGCCAGUCACCAAUUCGAAAGAUCUUGUCUUUCAUAUGGGCCUAACUCUUCGCGUUGAAAAUAAUAUUAAAGUGAAAUUUGUCUUGCGAAAUAAAUAAU